UUUCGAAUCUGGCGGUCUCUAUCAAACAGAUGAAAUAGAAUUCGCCUGUUUCUAUGACAUCGGCAUAUAAUGGCGGCUUCGCUUUAGGAUUCUUGUGGCCUUAGUUUGGGUUUUUUCUUGCGUGUUUGCCACACCACACCUACUCUUGUUUCAAGUGGACGAAAUUUUCGAUGGACCUAUAUGUCAUAUUAACAUGCCGCUAAUGGGGUGGAAGAUUUACGUUACCCUUGUGGCGAUGUCUUUAUUUUUUAUACCCGCGCUCAUCAUCCUAUUUUGCUACGUUGCGAUCAUCUUCGUUAUCUUCAAUAGCAGUCAAAUUUUGAUGUCUGUCAAUAGAAGAUACAAGAAAAAGGAAAGAGUUCCGGAGCCAAUACUAGAGCACACUGACAGCGUAGAUAUUAAGGUACAUUCCCAGAGUUCAAUGGGCGUUAUUCCCCAGGCCAAGAUUAGAACUAUAAAGAUGACUUUCCUCAUUGUGCUAGUAUUCAUACUUUGUUGGAGCCCUUAUUUCGUAUUCAGCAUGUGCCAGGUUUUUCAAGUAUUUCCAGCCACACCGGAAUGGAAUAAAGUUUAUACGUUAGUUCAAAGCUUGGCACCUCUUAAUUCAGCUGCUAAUCCUCUAAUUUAUGGAGUCUUCAGUACAAGAAUAUGUCGAUACAUUAGACAUUCCCCAGUGAAAAGAAGUGUUCCAACGUCAAUGAGAAGAUGCAAUUCUGGCACACAACCUAAGCUUUCUACACCAGAAUACACAACAACAAGCAUAAUUGAAACAGAUGAAUUAAGAAUGGGUGCAGAGCUAAGAAACAUCUGUUCUAGUCAUGGAGGUAACCGAGUUCCUUUACAAAAGCAGGAGUUGACGGAAGCAGACAGGAAACUAUUGUCUUUGUAUGUUAGGGAAAAAGUCUCAGUAGCCGAUACAGUCUGAUCAAAUCACUCUCCUUCUGAGAUAGCAGUGGUGUUGGAGCAGUAACCAAGUGUCACAUUACCUUGUGUGGAACGUGUGUUGACGUAACAACU
This is a messenger RNA of Physella acuta, 1017 nucleotides long. RefSeq names its product cardioacceleratory peptide receptor. The record is from RefSeq and is a predicted model, not a curated record. Gene Ontology annotation, cellular component: membrane. Gene Ontology annotation, molecular function: vasopressin receptor activity. Gene Ontology annotation, biological process: G protein-coupled receptor signaling pathway. Lineage: Eukaryota; Metazoa; Mollusca; Gastropoda; Physidae.